Molecule: messenger RNA, 1518 nt
Organism: Notothenia coriiceps (black rockcod)
Lineage: Eukaryota; Metazoa; Chordata; Actinopteri; Perciformes; Nototheniidae
Product: myosin-7B-like
Exons: 14
Coding region: 1-1518 (505 amino acids)
Biological process (GO): actin filament organization
Cellular component (GO): cytoplasm; myosin complex; actin cytoskeleton
Molecular function (GO): actin filament binding; ATP binding; microfilament motor activity
Source: RefSeq, a predicted model, not a curated record
AUGUCUCGGUUCCUGGAUUUGGCGGAGUUUGGAGAAGCUGCUCUCUACCUUCGUCUCACCAACUUAGAGCAUCUGGCUGCUAAAGCCCAAGCUUAUGAUGGUACGAAGCGUAGUUGGCUGCCUGAUGAUGUGGAAGCGUACGUGGAGGUGGAGAUCAAAGAGCUGAAUGGAGACAAAUCCACUGUGGAGACAAAGGACGGACGGUUUCUGGUGGUAAAAGAAGACGCCCUCCAGCCAACGAACCCUCCGAAGUUUGACAUGAUGGAGGACAUGGCCAUGUUGACUCACCUGAACGAAGCGUCUGUGCUGUUCAACAUGAGGAGGAGAUACAGCAUGUGGAUGGUCUACACGUACUCCGGUCUGUUCUGUGUGGCGGUCAAUCCGUACAAAUGGCUGCCAGUCUACUCCACUCAGGUGAUCGCAGCGUAUAAAGGGAGGCGUCGUCUUGAAACACCGCCACACAUCUACGCCGUCGCUGACAACGCCUACACCGACCUGCUGAAGAAUCGUGAGAACCAGUCGAUGUUGAUCACUGGUGAAUCAGGCGCAGGGAAAACAGUCAACACCAAGAGGGUGAUUCAGUACUUUGCCAUCGUUGCUGCUCUGGGAGAAAAUCUGAAAAAAGGAGGGUCUUUAGAGGACCAGAUCAUUGAAGCUAAUCCCGCCAUGGAGUCGUUCGGUAACGCCAAAACCAUCCGCAACGACAACUCCUCUCGCUUUGGAAAGUUCAUCAGAAUUCAUUUUGGACCGACGGGAAAGCUGGCAUCUGCUGACAUCAACAUCUAUCUUCUGGAAAAGUCCAGAGUUGUGUUCCAGCAGUCAGAAGAGAGAAGCUACCACAUCUACUACCAGAUCCUGUCCAAUCGGAAACCAGAACUAAUAGACAUGCUGCUGGUGACCACGAACGCCCACGAUUACCACUUCUGCUCCCAGGGUGUGACCACAGUAGAAGGCAUUGACGAUGGAGAGGAGCUGAAACUCACUGAUCACGCCAUGGACACGCUGGGUUUCACUCCGGAGGAGAAGUACGGCUGCUAUAAGACCGUUGGAGCCAUCAUGCACUUUGGAAACAUGAAGUUCAAGAAGAGGCCGAGAGAGGAGCAGGCCGAUGCCGACGGCACCGAGAGUGUGGAUAAAGCAGCCUAUCUGAUGGGCAUCAGCUCUGCGGAGCUGCUGAAAGGCCUGCUGAACCCCCGCGUCAAAGUUGGACACGAGUACAUCGUUAAAGGGCAGACUGUAGAACAGGUCUACUAUGCAGUGGCAGCCCUAGCCAAAGCCACCUAUGACCGUAUGUUUAAGUGGUUGGUGGGGCGCAUUAACAUGUCCUUAUACACCGCUCUGCCUCGCCAGUACUUCAUCGGAGUUCUCGACAUCGCCGGCUUUGAGAUCUUUGAGUUCAAUAACUUUGAGCAGCUGUGUAUCAACUACACCAACGAGAAGCUGCAGCAGUAUUUCAACCACCACAUGUUCAUCAUGGAGCAGGAGGAGUACAAGAUGGAGGGCAUCGAGUGGACCUGA